Messenger RNA from Nicotiana attenuata, 981 nucleotides. RefSeq names its product RING-H2 finger protein ATL73-like. Gene Ontology annotation, biological process: protein ubiquitination. The coding region runs from base 107 to 778 and encodes 223 amino acids. Gene Ontology annotation, molecular function: transferase activity. The record is from RefSeq and is a predicted model, not a curated record. The transcript has a single exon. NCBI's taxonomy places the organism in Eukaryota, Viridiplantae, Streptophyta, Magnoliopsida, Solanales, Solanaceae.
UAAAUGCGCAACUGCUUCCAAGGAAAGACUUCAAUUCAUUCAACACCAAUGAACAAAAGAAAGAGUUGAAAGAAAAACAUAUAUUCAAAAGCCAAUUGAGGUCUAUAUGGCAACUACUUCCACUAUAUUGAAUCAAAGAUUAAUGGAGAACUUCCACUACUCAAGAAAACUACUUCUAAUACCAGCUACAAUGCCACAAUACCAUCCGGAGGCCACCGUGGCGCCGCCUCCUGCAACCGAAAUCAGCCACGACACAACAGAUCAACCACCAUUUGAUGCGAAUGUUGUGAUUGUCUUGUCUGUACUUAUAUGUUCCAUAAUUUGUUCACUUAUCGUGAACUGCCUAAUAAAGUGUGCAUUGAGAUGCGUCAGCCGAGUAAUGGAAGACUCAUCCUCAAACCAUACAAACCCUUCUGUAGCAAAGCUAGCCAAUACAGGGAUCAAGACAAAAACCCUCAAAACAUUCCCAGUUAUAACUUACACUACUCAGUUGAAACAUCAAAUGCUUGACUCCGAGUGUGUAAUUUGCUUAUCAGAAUUUGGAGUUGGAGAAAAAGUUAAGGUUCUGCCCAAGUGCAACCAUGGGUUCCACGUCAAGUGUAUCGAUAAGUGGCUAAAUUCACACUCUUCUUGUCCUACUUGUAGGCACUGCCUUAUUGAAAAAAUUGUGAAUGGAGGCAGCUCUGUUACUACAACUGACACUCAAGUAGCUACCAAUACUACUACGUCGGCAGCAGUUCAAGAAAUCAUAAUAGGGAUUGAAUCUCUCCAACGUUAAGGCGUUAUAUCUAACAAUCUCUAAGUUAGUUAGAAAAAUAGGAGUAGUAUCUAGAAGCUUAGCUUUUGUUUAAUUAUAUUGUUUCUUUCUUUUUUUCUAGCUAGGAUGAGGCCAACGCCAGUGUACUUAGCUUCCAAUGAUUCUUUAGUUUUGCAAGUGUAUACAAUGAUUAAUUUUUAUUUCAGCUUAAUUCUUUAUUGAAC